Molecule: messenger RNA, 2001 nt
Organism: Chiroxiphia lanceolata (lance-tailed manakin)
Lineage: Eukaryota; Metazoa; Chordata; Aves; Passeriformes; Pipridae
Gene: SLC22A31
Product: solute carrier family 22 member 31
Exons: 8
Coding region: 147-1514 (455 amino acids)
Biological process (GO): transmembrane transport
Cellular component (GO): membrane
Molecular function (GO): transmembrane transporter activity
Source: RefSeq, a predicted model, not a curated record
GUGUCCAGGGGAGAGGACUCUAAUGACCUUCAGCACCAUCCUGGCACAUCCCCACAUUUCUACUAGUUGGGUGUGGGUUGGCCAGGAGACCCCCCCCCUCUUUCCCAGCCCUGUCAGCAGUGAUAGGGGAGCCUGCUGAGCCCCCCAUGCUGACAGCCCUCCAUUGUGUCCCCCCACAGUGGGACCUGGUGUGUGCCUCACGCUGGAAGGUGCCCCUGGAGCAGACCACACACCUGCUGGGCUGGACACUGGGCAGCAUCACCGCCGGCCUGGCCUGUGACAGGUUCGGCCGCCGUCCCACUUUCCUGCUGUCCCUGGCCCUGGCAGUGCCCGUGGGCCUCGCCGUGGCACUGGCCAUGAACUUCCUCAUGGUCCUGGUGGCUCGGCUGCUCUUCGGGGCAGCACUGGCAGGAGCCUUCCUCGCUCUCUAUGUGGCACGGCUGGAGCUGUGUGAGCCCCCCCACCGGCUGGGGGUGACGAUGGUGGCUGGAUUCUUCUGGAUCGCUGGGGAGCUGCUGCUGCCAGGGCUGGCCCUGCUGUGCCGGGACUGGCGGGUGCUGCAGGGCGCCGUCACCAUGAUCCUGGCUCUGCUGGCUGCCUGCUGGUGGUGCCCAGCACUGCUGCUGGAGUCAGCGCGCUGGCUGCUGGCCACGCAGCAACUGGAGAGGGCCAGGAAGACCCUGCAGGCACUGGCUGAGGACAACUGGCCCCAGGACAGCCUCCUCACGGAGCUGGAGGCCUUGUCUGAGGGAUCCCCACAGCCCCGGUACCACACUGUCUGUGAGAUCUUCAGCACGAGAGUCAUCUGGAAGAACGGCGUCAUCCUCGGCUUCGCAGCGUUCAUCGGCUCCGGCAUCCGCCACUGCUUCACCCGCAACCUGGCCCCCCACCUGCCUCACUUCUUCUCCUCCUACUUGGUGCUGGUGGGCACCGAGGUGGCCGCCUGCCUCUUCGUGUGCCUGACAGCCGAGCGCUUCGGACGCCGCGCCAUCCUCCUCCUCUGCACCGUCCUCACCGGCAUCUCCUCCCUCCUGCUGCUGGCCCUCACCCAGUACCUGCUGGAGCUCAUUGUCCUGACCCUUUCCGUGGUGGGCACGGCUGCCUCCCAUGCUGUCACCAUGCUCAGCAUCUUCUUUGCCAGUGAGGUUCUCCCCACUGUGGUCAGGGGCGCCGGGCUGGGCCUGGUCGUGGGGGCCAGUUUCGUGGGCAAGGCGGCAGCGCCCAUCACCGCCAUCCCCAACAGCCGCGGCUUCUUCCUGCACCACGUGGUGUUCGCCUCCUUCGCCAUCCUGGCCGUGCUCAGCAUCAUGUUGCUGCCUGAGAGCCAGGGCCGCAACCUGCCCCAGUCCCUGCAGGAUGGUGAGAACCAGCGCCGGCCCCCCCUCUUCCGCCAGCCCCCCUGCGAGGACCACCUGCCCCUGCUCGCCUCCCACAGCAUCCCCCACGACUAUUCCCGCCUCGCUGCCUCCACCAAGAGGAUGCUGGGCUCCCUGGACCCCCCUCGAGAGAUGUAGCUGUGCCCCCUGAUCCCUGGGGGUCUCCCCACUGCUGGGACACCCAUCCGUGCGUGCUCAUGGGGAUGACUGGGAGCCCCAGGACGUGCGCUGGGUGGGUUGGGAGAGCAGCACACCCUCCCACAGCAGGGCCAGAUCCUGCCCCAGGAGGACCGGUGCUGGGAGCCCUGGGGUGGGGGUGAUGCCCCCCUGAUGGGUGCUGCUGGCUCCCAAUAAAAGUGCCUUGUGUCUAUGGGCCACUGGUGUGGUGGGGGGACACCACCCCCCCACCACUGGCCCCUGCUCUUUAUUAUGGCAUGACCAGGGGUCUCCUCACCCCCUUCCCCAGCUCUGUGGGGCUCCCCCAGGGUGUCCCCUCCCAGGGCUGCCUGGGUUUGCUGGGCUGGGGUCUGGGGGGGGGUGCAGGUAUGGACCCCCCUGUGCGGAGGCCUCUCGCAAAACCCCUCUGGGUGGGUGUCUUGUGCAUGUCCGUAUACGAAGCUGCUGC